Messenger RNA from Nerophis ophidion (straightnose pipefish), 7468 nucleotides. It is a transcript of the gene pacs2, whose product is annotated as phosphofurin acidic cluster sorting protein 2. Gene Ontology annotation, molecular function: transmembrane transporter binding. Bases 746 to 3346 code for a protein of 866 amino acids. NCBI's taxonomy places the organism in Eukaryota, Metazoa, Chordata, Actinopteri, Syngnathiformes, Syngnathidae. The record is from RefSeq and is a predicted model, not a curated record. The transcript is spliced from 24 exons. Gene Ontology annotation, biological process: protein localization to plasma membrane.
CUGGAUAGAUAACUGCUAGAACUCUUGUGGAUCAAAGGAGACACUGGAUAGAUAACUGCUAGAACUUGUGUGGAUCAAAGGAGACACUGGAUAGAUAACUGCUAAAUGAUGUGUGGAUCAAAGGAGACACUGGAUAGAUAACUGCUAAAUGAUGUGUGGAUCAAAGGAGAUACUGGAUAGAUAACUGCUAGAACUCGCCCUAACCUUGUAUUAUUUCACCUAUUCACAUUGUUUCAACUGUCCGCCACUAGAGGCCAGUGUUUCCCCAAGUAAUUUUUACGUGACUUAAAGCCGUCAAAUCAAAAUAAGCCUUUUUAAUCCAAGUUGUGAAAGGCAACAGUAAAACAUGGCUUCCAGACGCAAGUGCGGUUAAAGGUCAACGUUUCUGUCCAAACUGCAUUGGCGCAAUUGUGACGUCAUUGACAAACUGACGAGUAGCUACAUUUUUAAUGUGCACACAUCUCUGUUUUACUUGCUUUGUUGAAAAUGACUAAAUGUGUGGAAAACAAAUGUCACGUCACCAAGAUAAAAGGUCAUUUUUUAAAGUGUUUCCAGGCUCCGCCCCUUGGUAGGCGGGGCCCUGUAGCGGCGUGGAGGACACGAGGACCCCCGCGACCAGUCGCAGUUCUCCGGCUGCCACUCCAUCUCCACCCGGGCCUCCUUCACCACAUCCCCGGGGGCCAGCGAGGACCACUGCGGGGCGGCGCCGCUGCUUCUCCGUUUUCCUGCCGACGAAGACGGCACCAUGGCGGAGAGAAGUGGCCGGCUGAGCUUCCCCGGCAUCGGGGCUCUCAACAGACCGGUAGCGAUGAACCUGUUCGCCACCCAGGAGAUAGACGGUUCCUCCCCGAACUGCAUCCCGCGGUUGUGUAUUUUGACGGUGAAGAAGCUGCUGGUGAUGAAAGAACUGGACAAGGAAAUCAUCUCUGUGGUCAUUGCCGUCAAAAUACAUGGCUCAAAGCGCAUUCUGAGGUCCCAUGAGAUCGUGUUGCCUCCCAGUGGAUUUGUGGAGACAGAUCUAGCUCUCACUUUUUCACUGCAGUACCCACACUACCUGAAGCGGGAAGGCAACAAGCUGGAGAUCCUCCUGCAGAGACGCAAGCGCUACAAGAACAGAACCAUCCUGGGCUACAAGACGCUGGCGGCGGGCUCCAUCGACAUGGCGGAGGUGAUGCAGCAUCCCACAGAAGGAGGACAGUUUCUUUCUCUGUGUGGCAACCAGAAGGACACGCUGGGCAAGGUGGCGGAGAUCUGGAUCUUCUCGCUGUCCAGUCAGCCCGUCGACCACGAAGACGCCGCACAGGGAGGACAGAAGACCAAAUGUUCUGACAACUACUCGGAGGAGGAGUACGAGAGCUUCUCUUCGGAUCCGGAGGCCAGCGACGACGCCGUGCAAGCUCAGGACCUGGAGGACGACGACUACGACGCACGCAAGCCAAAGAAGCUGAGGAGGUCCAUCGUCAGGACCACGUCCAUCACCAGACAGAACUUCAAGCAGAGGGUGGUCGCUCUUCUCAAGAGGUUCCGAGUUUCUGACGAGGUUCUGGACUCUGAGCAGGAUCUGGCUGAGGCUCCUCCCGAGGUGGAGGAAGAGGAUCUGGACAGUGUGGAGUUUGAGAACCCCAGCGAGAGCGAAGCAGAACUGGACGACGACGACAGCGUCCUGAGCACACCGAAACCCAAACUCAAGCCAUAUUUCGAGGGUUUGUCGCUGUCGAGCUCGCAGACGGAGAUCGGGAGCGUCCACAGCAGCCAGCUGGAGUCGGCCAGUGUGAUCCACAACGACGCCAGCAAACUCGGCCAUGAGGACGACAAUGUGUCUGAGCGUGUCUCAUAUGAGCAUCCCGAGGCCGUGACGCCGACCACGGAGCUGGAGCUGGACAACAUGGACACAUUCCAGGACAGACUGCCCCCCAGUGGCAGGAUGACCAAGACCGAGUCGCUCAUCCUGUCAUCUACCAGCCAGGAGCCUAAAAUAGCGGGAAGGCGAGGUCGCAGCACAUCUCUGAAGGAGCGUCAGCCCAGCAGACCUCAAAACGAGCGAGCUAACAGUCUGGACAACGAGCGUGCGACGGACACUCGCAGCCACCUGCAAAUCCCGAGAAAGACGGUGUAUGACCAGCUGAACCACAUCCUGGUGUCUGACGACCAGCUUCCUGACAGCAUCAUCCUCAUCAACACGUCCGACUGGCAGGGCCAGUACCUUUCAGACGUGCUCCAGAACCACCGCCUGCCGGUGGUCUGCACUUUCAGCACUGCAGACAUCCAAGCUGCUUUCAACACCAUCGUGUCCCGCAUACAACGAUUCUGUAACUGUAACUCCCAGACGCCGGUCCCCAUAAAGAUCGCGGUGGCAGGAGCUCAGCGUUACCUGAGCGCCGUGCUCCGCCUCUUUGUGGACCACCUGACCCACAAGACCCCUGACUGGCUGGGGUACAUGAGGUUCCUCAUCAUCCCGCUCGGCUCACUUCCUGUCUCCAAGUACCUGAGCACCAUCGACCAGAAGUACUGCACCUUGUUCCACGAUGCCGCAUGGAAGGACCUCUUUGAAAAGACGCAGGCUCCUCUCGUGGGCCAGGAGAGUCCAGACGUUGUUUCCAGGGUGAGGCAGUACAUGGCAGGAGCCAACGGAGCUCACCAGCUUCCCAUCGCUGAGGCCAUGCUGACAUACAAACAGAAGAGCGCCGAUGAGGACUCAUGUCAGAAGUUCAUCCCAUUCAUCGGCGUGGUCAAAGUCGGGAUUGUGGAGCCAACAUCAGGAGACUUGGAGGAUGUGGCGCCCACCAGCUCCCUCAUGCUUGCCACCUCACCUCAAGUAUCACCCGCCCUCAAAGAGGCGUCGCCCACCCCGCCCUCCUCACCAUUAGUUAACACCGGCUUCUGUGUAUACAGCUCGGGCGUUCAGACGGAGCUGAUGGGUCUCCAGGUGGACUAUUGGGCGGUGGCCAGCGAGAGGAAGAAGGAAGUGGAGAAGCGGGACCCUUUGGCCAAAAACACGCUCAAGUGCAAUUUCCGCUCGCUGCAGGUCAGCCGGCUGCCAGCGAGGGGCGCCGAGCCCGGGCCGCAGCCCGCCAUGUCCAUGACGGUGGUGACCAAGGAGAAGAACAAGAAGGUGAUGUUCCUGCCAAAAAAGAGCAAAGACAAGGAGGUGGAGUCCAAGAGUCAGGUGAUCGACAGCAUCAGUCGCCUCAUCUGCGCCGCCAAGCAGCAGCAAACCAUGUUGACAGUGUUGAUUGACGGCGUGGAGUGGAACGAUGUCAAGUUCUUCCAGCUGGCGGCGCAGUGGUCCUCCCACGUCAAACACUUCCCCAUCGGGAUCUUCGGCCACAGCAAAGCGUCUUACUGAAGUGCGACUUCACGUGAGCGGCCUGGAAGAUGUUGGCUCCUUCACACUUUCUUCCACUUCUUUCUCAUCUUUUUAUUUGCUGUCGCCACCUUUCCCUCUCAGACUUUGAAGACGGGAGUACUGUUUGAAGAAGAAGAUGACCUCUAACCUUUCACACAGUGGACAAAGGGCCGGUGUCCUCCUCGGUUUGGCUUGGACUGAAAGCACACUUGACUCCAGAGUAUAUAUUUUUAAGACAAGGAAAGAGGAGGAACGUUUUUUCUAACCAAGAAUUGUUGGUUUGUGUGUGUUCCAGAGUUCUGUGCAAUUGUACAUCUUCCAUUGAUAAUAAUAAUAAUAAUGAUUAGGUGUGUCCCGAUCCGAUUUUGAUAUCAGUUAACAGUCUGAUACCAGCAAAAAAAUAAGUACGGGAUGAUAUCGGCGAUAUGAGCUCCAAGUUAACAUCUAAAUGUCCUCCAAUAAGCACAAAUAAGUAUUUUCUGCUGUUUUGCACAAAAGGUAAACAUGGUCGGCUAUCUGCUCCUGGGAGCUAGCAGCUACACAACAGCCAAGCACACAAGAUGGAAAUACGUAACUAGGAAUGGGUAUCGAAGCCGGUACUUUUUUGUCUUUAUCCCAGUCCUAACGGGCACCGAUUCACGUGAAAUCCAUCAGUACCACGUUACGACUCUUUGCACUUACGGCACUAGGUGAUCACUCCAGCAGCACUGAGAGCUGAGAACUACCUCUCAGUAAUGUAGCAAUUUCAAGAAACUGAAGCAAGAAAACCCUCCAAUGUAAGUGAAGUACGGCGCCACGUUCCCCAAAAAAUGCUCUCGCUUGAUGCUAACAUCUUUGCUGUUGACAUGUUACUGAUUAGCAUUAGCGAUUUUACAUGGCAAUUUUAACACCUCCAAAUUUGUCAAUAAUAACUACAACUAAGAUGCACGUUACAAUCAAACAGCUGCCGUGUACUAAGCACAAUACUUACAGUAUUAACAUUUUGUAGGGCGCAACAGACAGCAACGACUGGACUGAUCUCCAAGUACACACCAUUAACUACACACUACUGACCUGCAAUGGACUUGAACUUGCAACUGUCUUUGGCAAUCUGACUUUUCAGAAUAAAACAAGAUUUAAAAACUGGACAUCAGUUAUCAUAAUCAGCUCAUUUUUAAAUGUGGAAAAAAAUGUUUUAUUUAUUAACAUACACAAAAGUACUAAAAAUCGGUACCGUUGAGUACUAGUACAGAUUUCCAGGUACCAGGAAUCUCUACUGUAUCGGUUCAAAUGAGAACGGCAGUCCUCCCUGUGUGUGAUACCUACACUUAAUACAACACACCAGUCUGGAACAGCACAUUUUUUAACAUAAAUAAGUAUCAAAAUAUUAUAUUUGCAUAUUUCUUACCCAUACAAAGCCUCAAAGGCUUUAUAUGUGUAAGUAUGUGUAAAGUAUCUAGUAAGAAAUGUGUCCGCAUCAUGAGCUUAAGUUAAUAAUUUAUUUCUACCACACUAAAUAAAUGAACAGCAUACAUUUGUCAAAGUAUUCAUGUUUGUCAAGCCCACCUGCUUUUUGCUUCAUUUCACUUUGUGACAGUCUCUUGCUGUCGUCGCUCGGGUUGAGUGGACCACCCAGGAAGGACAUGCUUUUGAGCAGGUUUGACCUCUUUAUCUUUCACAAAACCUUGGCUGUGGUUGGGUCGAUUUUCAGCUCCUUCCUCCUCCUGCUCGCUCACGGUCCACUCAUUCAGCCGCCGUCGUCUUCCUCCUCGCGUCUUGCUUCCUCUUUGCUCUCCACUCACUGCUGCGGACACUCCACCACCUCCUCUGAUCUUUUUUCCCUCUCCACUUUUAUACACUGCGAGGAGAUAAGUCAAUCGUGUGCCAAGAUUACGGCACGCCCCGCCUCUCCGCCGCAUUCUCCGCCUCCUUGCUGCCAUCUUGGGCAGGGCUCCAGCGUGUCCUGCCUCGCUGUCAGACCGUCGGCUCCGCCUCUCCACACUUCAUCAAACAUUUUGUUCACAUUCUACACUACAAAAUAUUAAACGUAUGUAUUGUGAUUGGUGCUGAUAUCGUGUAGGGCUAAUAUCUGUAUUGGACCAUAUUCAAGGCUCCAAUAUCGGUAUAGUAUCAGAAGUGUAAAAAGUUGUAUCGGGACACUCCUAGUGACAUUAAUGGCUAAUUAGAUUAGCAUCUUGUCUAACAAUCAUGAGCUUUUGCGGACAGUAACAAACAUGUUUUCAACCAAUCUGCUGCUUGUUGAGCUAAAAGUACAAACGUUUGAAGUCUUCUUUGCUUUGUUGACGAGCAGAAGAGGAGACGACUGGGCUAGUUAGCUUAGCAUCUGCGAUAUCCUUACCUGGAAUUCUGGGAGUGAAUUUGUCUAAUUCUCUGAUGGUUUGGCGACGCAUCAUCGUCAUACUUUCUGUGAUUAUUUGUGUACGUCUGAGCAAUCACUCUGUUGAUUUUGAAAUACAUCCGGCCAAAGAUGAAACCUGUGCCUGUUUGAAGUCAUCAUGCUAUGCUAGUGGAACACUUUGCAACUGAUCACUGUCAAACUCUCAGCAAUAUUAGUGUAUGUCCCAGCAAGAACACUAUUGAUUUUUGAAAGACAUACGAGACAAGAUGGCCGAAGAAGUCCAAUCUAUGCAGUACAUGUCCUGCUGGUCCUCUUCAAAGGUUCAGCGGUGGUCAGUCCGUACUUGAGCAAGUAGACUGUUGACUUUCACACUUUUUUAACCAUUCUUCAAUGUCAGAGCAACAAUACUAUUGAUUUUGAGGACUCUAACAUAGUAAAAAUAGCUAAAUGCUAAACGUGGCAUCAUAUUCACUAGAAAUAAUAUGUUUUCUCCACAAAAAAACAAAAACGGUCUCUUCAAACGAGUUUGACUGCUAGGAUUCGAACACUUUUCUUGGAAUACCGUAUUUCCUUGAAUUGCCGCCGGGGUGCUAAUUAAUUUAAAACCUCUUCUCACUCCGGCACUUACCAAAGGCAUGCGGUAAAUUUAGGCCUGCGCUUAUAAAUGUGAGUGUGAUGUAAGGAUGCCAUCACGAAAAGCACAUUUAAUAAAAAAAACGUUAUUAUGGUCUUACCUUUACUUAUAAAUGAAGUCCAUGCGCAGCUCCUUCUGAUCAAAAGCAUGGAUAACUUGUUUAUAGAAGUCUUCCUUAUCUUUCUUCAGUUUUAAAAGUCUCUCUGUCUCGAUGGAGAUCUUCCUUUAUUACCUCCUGCUUCCAUUGAAAGUCCAGUUUAGAAAACUGUUAUAUUUUAGAUAUGUAAUCCUCCAUGUUAAAAGUGCAAGCGAGAGGAAAAACUAAAGGAUCGCUGCUCACUCUUGCUGCUUGUUGUCACUUCUUCUGCAGCCGAGUAGUCGCAAGAAGGAUCACUAGCGCCCUCUACCACCAGGAGGUGGGAGUCAUUUAAUGACUCAUAUUUGACACACGCAGCUACGGUAUAUUAAUAAAACAUUGCUGCUUACUGUUCUUUUGAGCAUAUUCAAUAGCUUGGACCUUAAAUCCUACUGAAUAGCUCUUAAUCUUCUUCCCUUUAUGCGAUUUCAAAUGAUUGAAAUCAGCCUCCUCCAUUUUGAAAAUGAUGACAGGUGAAGUGUCACUCGUGACGUGACGAGUUUGACCCGGCGGGAAUUCUAGGCAUAUGCUAAUUAUUUUGCGAAACGAGUUUGACCCGGCAGUAAUUCUAGGCAGGUGCAUACUAUAUACCCGGCGAAAAUUCAAGGAAAUACGAUAUUCAUUCUAGAAGUCUUUUCAACACUUCUGCAAACGUGUGUGCGUGUGUGUGUGCGUGUGUGUGUGUGUGUGUGUGUGUGUGUGCGUGUGCGUGUGCGUGUGCGUGUGUGUGUGCUCAUACUGUGAAUGUAGAGAAGCACUUUUCAGCGUUAGUUUGGUCCUCAGUGAAUGCAAGGCGGACAGGAAGCUGCAAACACAAGAUUGUGAUUGAUUGUGUUCAAUAUGAUUGAUUGUUGUGAUUAAUGUCAUUAAUUAGUGUGACUGAUUGCAUGGACUGGACUGAGCUCAGCCUGUUUGUCAUCAUGUACUGUAAGACAGACGGUGAAUGAUCCAACUGUACACAAUGUAAAUGAAAAGUCAUUUCAUUCAAAUGUCUAUAAAAUGAUUGCUAAUCUA